Molecule: messenger RNA, 2481 nt
Organism: Nematocida major
Lineage: Eukaryota; Fungi; Microsporidia
Exons: 1
Coding region: 1-2481 (826 amino acids)
Source: RefSeq, a predicted model, not a curated record
AUGAGAUUGCGUUUUGGAGGAUUAUUAUGCGGACUUCUUGCAGCCGUGCAGAUAGCAAAAUGCAUAUACAUGACGCAGAAUGAGAUGCUGGCGUGCCAGAACAAGGAGGUGGGCCACGUGGGCGGAAAGCCCGUGUAUGUGAACACGCGCUGGGGCGGGCACCCGGUGUGCAUAGCGCAGCUUUGCCGGCUGGGGCAUGCGUACAAAAUGCGGGCGUACUCGUGCAAGGUGAACACAAGCUUCAGUCUGGUGCCGGACAGCAAACCGAACAACUACUUACACGAGCAUAUAUAUACGAGAGAGCCGGAGAAGGACGGGCUGCAUUCGAGAGUGGUUGCUCGCAAAGGUGGAUACAGCAUGAAGUUCCACAGGGCGCUGCUGCAGAUGUUUGGACUGCGGAAAUCUAGCGGGCCGGAGUACGACUGCCUGACAGUUGAGUGCGCGCGACCAGGCUCUUUUAUUCAGCUCCUCCGGGAGGGCUGCAAGACGCAAAAAGAGGCGCACUAUGUGCUGGCAGCGCUGCUGCUCCUGUGCGAGGGCGUGGACGUGCCGAUUGAGCUGGCUGAAGACAGGGUGACUAUAAGAAAAAGAAAAGGCAGCAAUCACCUGCUGGUUGAUGCCCGAAUAGGAGGGGCAGCUUUAGACGGUGUGGAAGGGCAGCUUUCCGAGGCUUGUCAGGUGAUAGACUUCUUCAUGCAGUACAGAGAUACAUACAAGAUGCCGAGCACGUAUGAGGAAUUCCAGUCGGGUAACUUUCUGGAGAGCCCGCAGCUCCUUAUUCUCACGUAUGUAGGCGAGUACGUGAAAAACGCUGAGGAGCUCAUGUCUGUGAUGGAGUGCAUAUUCAAGCUUGUGGAGGGCAUGGAGAUGGCCAAAAGCAUGGAGGACCCGGACAGCGUGGUCAGCCGGCUGUUUGUGCCUGCGAGCCGGCUGCCCGAGGCCCAGGCGUAUCUUGCGCCGUUUCUAGAGAUAUUUCCUGCUUUAGCAGCCUUGGAGCAUUUGGAAGAGUUUAAGAGCUUUCAAAACGAAGUAAGGAUGGCAGUCCAAAAAAAAGAUGCCCCAGAUGAAGAGAAGGAGUACUUUGACGACCGCGGCACGAACUGCAGGUUUAUUGGAGAGUGCUUGCUCUUGCUGUUUCUUGUGUUUGACUCCGAAAACCACGCGUACAGCCUGGAGGGCCUUCUGAGCGGGGCCGAGAACACGAAGGAGGUGGAGAAAACCAGGGCGUUUUUGGAUGAGCUGCAGGCGUGCAUUGAAAAAAAGUGCUCCUCUUUGGGGUUUCUCAAUGUCACACAACAGCAGAGGUACAGGGACCUGUGGCUCAAGAUGAACACGCAGUUUAAGGAGGCGCUGGGGAAUGCCGCGCCGACAUUCCUAAACAAGAUGCGCGUGCUUGCGCAGAUGGCUGGGCGGCCGCAUGCCGUGGUGGACGAGCUGGCAGCGCACCAGACGGCGAUGGACGCCGAAAGAAGCACAGAGUUGACCCCCGAGGCAAUUCAGAGCGUUCGGGCGCUGUUGCGAUCAAUAUCAGUGGAAAAGCGCGUGAAAGUGGCCAUUCAGAAGCAAUCGAAGGGCUCUGAGCCCGAAGGCUAUCUUCUUACAGUAAAGUAUGCGAAAAUAUGCACGUGCAUCAAGCAAGCUCUGGAUCUGUCGUUCCGUGAGAAUGGCUCCUCGAAGAUAUCUAUUUUGCUGCCAUUUUUUAGCGCUUCUGAAAGCUUGCAGAAUGAGCUGGGCGUGGCGCCCGCAAAAUACAGGCAGCAUAAGCGGUUUUCGAGCUUUGUGCUUGCGGAGUGCAUGCACCAGAUGGCGAUAGGGGCAGCCGCGCAGAGCUUUUCAGAAAUAACAACCAAAGAGCUGCGGGAGGCCGCGAGAAAGGCUGUCGAGCACAGUGCAGACUGGCCGAAUAGGGUGCUUUUGGCGCUGCCGGUUGCGGGCAAGGACAUCAGAAAAGAGCUUGUCUCUGCGCUUGUGCUGUAUGCUGAGCAGAAUAAGAUUGCGCUGACUCCAGAACACCCAAUAAGCCGGCUGGUUGCAAACGUGAUAGGGAGCAUCGACCUUGGCGGCAUGACAGCGCAGUAUACGAUCUUGGGGGUGCCUGUGGUCACCGGAACUCUGCAUAAGUUGUGUCCGACGGUGCAGCUGUCUGACAAGCUGCAUCAGGAGAUUUGGAGUUUUCAGAAAUUUGCCAACUAUGACGGGCUGUAUCCCAUCGAAGAGGCGGACGCUCUUACACACAAAAGCAUAAUGCAGUAUUUCUGGGAAUACGCCGUGAAGGCAGGCGAGCCGCUGUACAUGUGCGAGAUGCUGAAAGAUACUGCUGAAAGGCCAUUUUGUUGCACAUGGCUAUCUGCGGCCAAUCCGCGGGAAGUGCUGGAAGAGAUCUUCGUGCUUUUGCGGUCAGAGCACACGGGGGAGGAUUUGCAGAGGGCCGAGGCUCUGAUUGCGCAGCUGCAGCAGGCCUGGCCGGAAUACUUCCAGUAG